CGGAGUCGUUCAGCAUCAGCUGAUGGGUGAGCCAAACACAGGAUGUCAUCAGGCCCUGUUGUGGAGAGUGAGGAUAGUAGUGCACAUGCCAAUCUGGCAGUGACUUCAGGGUACAGUGAAGGUCCCCCCUCCCACCUGGCAGUGACUGUGUUGAGGGCCACUGGCCUCAGAGCUAAGGGCUUCCAUGGGGGCAGCAACCCUUACGUUGUCGUCCAGCUGGGGCAGAGGAGAAUCACCACCCCUGUCAUCCACGGUACCCUGACCCCCCGCUGGAACUGUGAGCUCACCUUCCCCCUGCCCUCCUCGGCCCCCCGGGAUGGCACCACCGAAGCCCUGACCCUGACCAUCCACCACCGACGCCCACUACUGGCCCUGCCUGAUAAGUUCCUGGGUACUGUGAGCUUCAGGCUGGAGGAUGUUAUCAAGAAGCAGGACGGGAACAAAGGGUGGUUUGUACUCAAUUCUGAGUCGCGGAAGAAGCCAAAGAAGCGUGGGCAUGUGGAAGUAUCUUUCAGGCUGCACAGAGAGCAUAGCAGCCUUCCAUCCCACUCCCAACCCCUCACCCAGACCCAGUCCCAACCCCUCACCCUUCUCUCCCACUCCACAAGCCUCUCCCAACCCUCCAACCUUCCAUCCCACUCCCAAUCCCUCACCCAGCCUCACUCCCAAUCCCACUUCCAACCCUCCUCCAUCUGCACCAAGAGCCACAUCAGUAGGGAGAGUGACACACGCUGCUCACCACCUUCUGUUCAGUCGGUGGUAAAGCAUCGGGAGCCAAUUCAUCCAUCUUGUGGAAAGGAGAAUUCUGGAGUGCUGGACUCAGUUCCACUACCAUCUGCACCAGCAAGCCCUCAGAAGCCAGCAGACGGCCCAGACUGCGUCAGCAUCACUACUGCUGAUUGCAGCAAUACCAUCAGACCAGUAUCCUAUUCCGCUGCGACUGGAGACCUGGAGGAUGGUACUGCAUCCAUCGUCACCUGUGAGACUGGAGACCUGGAGGAUGGUACUGCAUCCAUCGUCACCUGUGAGACUGGAGACCUGGAGGAUGGCCAGGAGGCCAGUCUGCUGGACCCAGGAGGAGGACACAGCUCCCAUCAGGGUCCACUGGAGGAGACAUCUACAGCAGGGAGCACCAUCGGGACUCAGACUUCCAGUAGCUUCCAAAUGUUCCCGUUCCAACAUUCCCAAUCCCAAGGGAGGAUGAGGAGGGUCUCUUUCAGGUCCUCCUUCCGUUCCAGACUGAGGCGUCUCCGCUACAGGUUGGACUCAGGAGAGGACAGCGGGGAGAGGCGGACUCUGAGACUCCAGGUCUGCCCCAGGGUGUUCUCCCGGUCGACCUCCCCACCUUACGACAGGUUCCCCAAGAUAGAUGUGUCAGAGAGGCCACAGGGUUUCUUGGCACGGCUCUUCCCCUGUCUAGAUAGAAGGUAAUGACAUUAAAGAAAGACAAGCCUGA
Messenger RNA from Coregonus clupeaformis (lake whitefish), 1456 nucleotides. RefSeq lists its product as uncharacterized. Gene Ontology annotation, biological process: regulated exocytosis. Gene Ontology annotation, cellular component: intracellular membrane-bounded organelle. Gene Ontology annotation, molecular function: small GTPase binding. The record is from RefSeq and is a predicted model, not a curated record. The coding region runs from base 43 to 1431 and encodes 462 amino acids. The transcript has 5 exons. Lineage: Eukaryota; Metazoa; Chordata; Actinopteri; Salmoniformes; Salmonidae.